Colletotrichum karsti is the source of this 1317-nucleotide messenger RNA. RefSeq lists its product as uncharacterized. The coding region runs from base 1 to 1317 and encodes 438 amino acids. The transcript has a single exon. Lineage: Eukaryota; Fungi; Ascomycota; Sordariomycetes; Glomerellales; Glomerellaceae. The record is from RefSeq and is a predicted model, not a curated record.
AUGGCGACGCUCCUGAAGCUGCCUCGUGAGCUUCUACAUGAGAUAGUCGAUUGGCUUUUUGCGGAUCCGGAAGUUGAAGGCUAUGGAAUGAUGGGCCCGCCAGACGAGCCAUACGGACUAUCGAAAACGUUGAGCUCCAUCUCCCGAACCUGUCGCCAACUUCACACAGACGUCAUACCGUUUCUGUACAAGUCAAUCGACCUCGGGCGGCAAAGUGGCCCGUCCCUCAUCACCCUCCUUAGAAACCUCGACGAGAAUCCAUAUUUAGGAUCCCGUGUCGAAAAAGUUCGAAUCGACUGGCGUGCCUACGAUCAGGCUUUUGUCUAUUCUCGCGAAGAUACCGACUUCGUCGAGGACCUGGCGAGAGGCCUUGGGUUGAGCUUGCCAAGCGAUUGGGACGCUGCUGAGCAAAAGAGUGCUGGCACUCUGGCCGGGCUUAUCCUCUUGAAAGCCAGCGGCGUCAAGUACGUGGAUACCAUUGGGUACCACGCAAGCUUCUAUCGCAGCAUCCCGGUGCGAUCAUCACAUCGACUGGAACACUUCCAACAGUUCGGCUCAUUCGUGGAACCCAGUGACCACCCGCCGCCAAUGUCCGACAUUUGUCGUCUUCUAAACCUGUCACCGGGUCUCGAAGUUUUCCAAGCGAACCUGCUCACAAAGAUGAACGAAGGAGAUAUUGAUUGGAGCCACGUGACCACCCUCGUCAUUGGCAACGACUUUCUGGAAGGGACAACGUGGCUUGUUCGUGCCAUCAACUCAUGCGAGAGGCUGGAGAACUUGGAGGUCACCUUCGAAACGGGGAGCCCACUUCCGGUGAUCUUGGCCCUGGAAAAGCACGCGGACACCAUGAAGUCACUCUACAUCACGACAUAUUUUGACGCGGAUAUGCACGCAGACAACAGAGACAUUUCGCUGGCUUCUCUGAAGAACCUGGAGAGUUUGUUCUUGAACGGCCUGAUUUGCGAGCCUCUCACAAUCUUGCGGACCAUUCCCUACUCGCUGCAGGAGUUCUCCCUGGACGGCGACUUUGACCACCUGAAGGAGGAUUUCGAGCUUUUCGCCGGCGACUUCAAGAAGGGGCUAUUCCCUCACUUCAAUAAGUUGUUACUCAACACCAUGUGGACAUGCGACCACGGUGAAUGCCCGUUCAUGAUGAAUGGCAAGAUGCGGCUUAAAGAUAUGGAAGAUGAUAAGGCCAACGGACUUUUGGACGACGUGGAAGAAGAAAAUGAUUCCGAAGACAGGAUGGCGUGUAGGAAUCACUGGGAGAUUGUUUUCAACCUUAUCAAAGUCGGUGUGCCCGUCUGGGUAAAUUAA